This is a messenger RNA of Salvia splendens (bonfire salvia), 1729 nucleotides long. RefSeq names its product probable 1-acyl-sn-glycerol-3-phosphate acyltransferase 5. Bases 515 to 1615 code for a protein of 366 amino acids. The transcript has 4 exons. The record is from RefSeq and is a predicted model, not a curated record. Lineage: Eukaryota; Viridiplantae; Streptophyta; Magnoliopsida; Lamiales; Lamiaceae. Gene Ontology annotation, cellular component: endomembrane system. Gene Ontology annotation, molecular function: acyltransferase activity.
UUGCAAAGGAAAAGGGAUUGGAUUGGAUUGGAUUGCAUUGCAGAGCAGCAUUUUCCACAAGGGAACUUGACUUCAGCUGCCACUGUAGAAAUCUCCUUUGCGAAAUUCCACCCAAAAUACCGUAUUUCCCUUAACUUUUCUUCAAAUUCAUCAUGUUUGAUUUUGUUCUAAUCCUAUACUUUACUCUUUACUUUACUGUUUUUGGAUCUCCCCCAAAUUUAAUUGCGUAUAUUCAUUUAUCUUACUGAUUAUGUGGUUAAUACGUUCCUGAUAUGAUAUAGAUGGAUGGUGUAGCCUUCUCUGUUUUAAGCUUUAGCCAUUCCUUCUUUUUUUUUGUUAUUUUAUUAUGCAGCAUCUUUAGAUUCUUAGAUCUGAUUUUGAAGGUGUCGGUGAUCUGGAAAUGAACAAAAACCUUACUGGAAACUUCUGAUGGAAUCUGUUCUUCAAAAUGUGUUAAACUGUGACUGAAUUCAUCACAUUUUGAUAAAUUUGAAAGUUUUAACUACUUCAAUUCAUGGAGUCCUCAGCUCCCAAGUUGAAACAAAGGCACCGUGCAUUGACUACGUUGAGAGUUAUAAGGGGCGUUCUGUGUUUGAUCAUCCUAAUCUUGACAGCGUUCGUACUGUUAGUGUUUUUUGGCUUUUGGACCGCUGUUCCCUUGAGAUUUUUCAGUUUGCAUCACAGCAGGAAUGGAACUGCAUUCUUUUUCGGGAUAUGGAUUGCUCUUUGGCCAUUCUGGUUCGAGAAAUUGAAUAAGACCAAGGUAGUGUUCUCUGGGGACUUUGUGCCUCCCAAGGAACGGGUGCUUUUGAUUGCUAACCAUAGAACAGAGGUGGAUUGGAUGUAUUUGUGGGAUCUUGCUUUGAGAAAGGGACGUGAAGGGGCGAUUAGGUAUAUUCUUAAGAGCAGCUUGAUGAAAAUGCCAGUGUUUGGAUGGGUAUUCCAUGUCAUGGAGUUUAUUCCCGUGGAGAGGAAAUGGGAGGCUGAUGAGUCAGUGAUGUGCAAGAUGCUGUCGUCUUUUAAAGAUCCUCAAGAUCCUCUCUGGCUCGCUGUAUUUCCAGAGGGCACUGAUUUCACAGAGCAAAAGUGCAUUCGUAGUCAAAUGUAUGCUUCUGAGAAUGGACUUCCGAUUCUGAAAAACGUGUUACUUCCGAAGACAAAGGGCUUUUAUGCAUGUUUGGAAAAGUUGAAGGACUCCUUGGAUGCAGUUUAUGACGUCACCAUAGGCUACCGGCAUAACUGCCCAACGUUCAUGGACAAUGCCUAUGGAAUUGACCCCUCUGAAGUCCACAUCCAUGUUGAGCGUAUCUCUCUAAGCGACAUCCCCUCAUCUGAAGAUGAGGUAUCGUCAUGGCUGAUGAGCAGAUUCAGCCUCAAAGACCAGAUGCUUUCUGAUUUCUAUGAACUGGGAUGUUUCCCUCGUGAAGGUACGGAGGUAGGCCUGUCUACAAUGAAAUGUAUAUUGAACUUCAUUUUUGUUAUGAUUUUGACAGCGACAUGCAUGUAUCUCCUCUUCUUUUCCUCAAUCUGGUUUAAGGUAUAUGUUUAUUUAGUCUGUGCCUACAUGGCUUCAGCUACGUAUUUCGAUAUUCGACCUUCGCCCAUUUUCGUGUAGCAAUUGCAUUAGAUAUUGAGAUAGAAGUAGCGAAUUGUUAAGCAGGAUUGUUUCUGCUUUCUGCAGACUGUUGUACUUGUUGUUUCUUUAUAUAAUCCUUCAUUUAUGGUGUUA